Esox lucius (northern pike) is the source of this 2074-nucleotide messenger RNA. RefSeq names its product cholinergic receptor, nicotinic, gamma (gene chrng). The record is from RefSeq and is a predicted model, not a curated record. Gene Ontology annotation, cellular component: postsynaptic membrane; synapse; neuron projection. Gene Ontology annotation, molecular function: acetylcholine-gated monoatomic cation-selective channel activity; transmembrane signaling receptor activity. Gene Ontology annotation, biological process: chemical synaptic transmission; monoatomic ion transmembrane transport; regulation of membrane potential. NCBI's taxonomy places the organism in Eukaryota, Metazoa, Chordata, Actinopteri, Esociformes, Esocidae. Bases 64 to 1734 code for a protein of 556 amino acids. The transcript is spliced from 12 exons.
ACACAGACACACAGCCAUUGCAACCGGCCAAAUCAAAAAGUAGUAGUUGUGUCUGGAGGGGUCAUGUCCUUACAGUCCCAGACUGAAAUGGCAGCAGGAUCUCUACCCGUUGUAUCUCUUCGUCUAUGGACAUUUCUGGUCAUCUCUACCACCGCAGCUGGGCUGAACCUGGAAGGGGAGCUGGUCAAGGACCUGAUGAUAGGCUACAACAAGAAUGUCCGACCCAUGGAGAAGAGUGGUGACAUCACAAAGGUCACCGUCAAGAUGACCCUCACUAACCUAAUCUCCCUGAAUGAAAAAGAAGAGGCCCUAACAACCAGCGUGUGGAUUGAAAUGCAAUGGUGUGACUACCGCCUGAGGUGGGACCAGCCUCCUCGCUCUGCCCUGUACGGAAACCUCACCUCACAGAUGAGGAUCCCCUCCAAAAGCAUCUGGCUGCCAGACAUCAUCUUGGAAAACAAUGUUGAUGGGAAGUUUGAGGUAGCCAUGUACUGUAAUGCUUUGGUGUCUCCGGAUGGCUGUGUGUACUGGCUGCCUCCCGCCAUCUACCGCAGCGCCUGCUCCAUCACCGUCAACUACUUCCCUUUCGACUGGCAGAACUGCAGCAUGGUCUUCCGUUCCCAGAGCUACAAUGCUAACGAGAUACUACUUGUUCUCACGGAGGAGGACAACCAACCUGUGGAGUGGGUGGUGAUCGACCCGGAGGCUUUCACAGAGAACGGAGAGUGGAUCAUCAAACACAGGCCCGCUAAAAAACUGAUCAACAAGCGCUACACUAAAGAUGAGUUAGAGUACCAGGAAGUGGUUUUCUUCCUGAUCAUCCAGAGGAAACCUCUGUUCUAUGUUAUAAACAUCAUCGUUCCCUGUGUCCUCAUCUCCUCCCUGGGUCUGCUCGUCUACUUCCUGCCUGCUAAAGCUGGGGGUCAGAAGUGUACCGUGUCCAUCAUGAUCCUCCUGGCCCAGACAGUCUUCCUCAUCCUCAUAGCCAAGAAAGUUCCAGAGACCUCCCAGGCUGUUCCUCUUAUCGGAAAGUACGUGGUUUUUGUCAUGUCCGUGACCAUAAUUGUGGUGAUGAACUGUGUCAUUGUGCUGAACGUGUCUCUACGGAGUCCCAAUACGCACAUGCUGACUAACAAGUCCAGGAAGAUCCUGCUGAACAUCGUGCCUCGAGUGCUGAGGAUGCAGAUGAGACUGUGGGCGCCGUCUGAGGACUGUGACUUCAGUGACGGUCACAGUAACGGUCACAGUGCCGACGGUGGGCGGAGCACAUUUCCCGGCAGGCGCCGCAGCUCUCUGGGUCUUAUCACCAAGGCAGAGGAGUAUGUCAUGAAGACCGCCCGGUCGGAACUUAUGUUCUCUAAACUCAGAGAGAGGGAAGGCCUGAUGAAAGCUGCACUAGAGAAAAUCCAUAGCGGUCUGGACGGUGGGACCGCCCAGGACCUGAGGGCCAGUCUGGCCCAGGCCUCACCAGAGGUGCGCCAGUGUGUGGCAUCCUGUAAACAUAUUGCCCAGAGUGCCCGGCAACAGAACAGCUUUGAUAGCGAGAAUGAGGAGUGGUUCCUGGUUGGCCGGGUGAUUGACAGGGUGUGCUUUAUAGCCAUGGUGCUGUCGUUCUUCCUGGGUACCGUUGGAAUAUUCCUGACAGGCCAUUUCAACCAGCCCCCCUCCGUUCCUUUCCCUGGUGAUAGCAGAUUGUACCUUCCUCCUACAAAGAAUAACACCAUUGAUGAAUGACACUGGACCCAAACUACAAGGGAGACACUGAAGGGAAGGACAUGAAUGUUCCAGAAACCAAGAGCCAGAACCAAAGCCAUGACAUGACCAGCGUUUAGCACAUGUUUUUGUGAUUGCAAAAAGCGUGUUAUGAGACAGACUCUUAACCCUGUGGGGCUGUCACAGGUGUUUCCAUCUCCAUGUUUGCUCAUUGACUGAGACAAUCAGAGUUGCGGCAGGAAAUGCGUUUCAGAAUUGAAUGUAGCGUUUUUUUAAACAAAUAUGAUACGAUUGUUUUGUAAGAUGAUUGAAUUUGUUAUGAUUUUGAUACUGACAAAAACUGUCAUCUUUUAUAGUGUGC